This is a messenger RNA of Orycteropus afer afer, 825 nucleotides long. It is a transcript of the gene PDAP1, whose product is annotated as PDGFA associated protein 1. NCBI's taxonomy places the organism in Eukaryota, Metazoa, Chordata, Mammalia, Tubulidentata, Orycteropodidae. The record is from RefSeq and is a predicted model, not a curated record. Gene Ontology annotation, cellular component: cytosol. Gene Ontology annotation, molecular function: RNA binding.
AUGCCUAAAGGAGGGAGAAAGGGCGGCCACAAAGGCCGAGCAAGACAGUACACAAGCCCUGAGGAGAUUGACGCCCAGCUCCAGGCUGAGAAGCAGAAGGCAAGGGAAGAAGAGGAACAAGGAGAAGAGGGUGGAGAUGGGGCUACGGGUGACCCCAAAAAGGAGAAGAAAUCUCUAGACUCAGAUGAGAGUGAGGAGGAUGAAGAUGACUAUCAGCAAAAGCGCAAAGGCGUGGAAGGGCUCAUCGACAUUGAGAACCCCAACCGAGUGGCACAGACAACCAAAAAGGUCACGCAGCUGGACCUGGACGGGCCGAAGGAACUUUCGAGGAGGGAACGAGAAGAAAUUGAGAAGCAGAAAGCAAAAGAGCGUUACAUGAAAAUGCACUUAGCUGGGAAAACAGAGCAGGCCAAGGCCGACCUUGCCCGGCUGGCGAUCAUCAGGAAGCAGCGGGAGGAGGCCGCCAGGAAGAAGGAAGAGGAGAGGAAAGCAAAAGACGAUGCGACACUGUCAGGAAAACGAAUGCAGUCGCUCUCCCUGAACAAGUAAAGUGGCCAUGGGGGAGAGGAGAAGUGGGGACCGGGCCCCAUCGCCAGGACAUCUGCGUGCGGCCUGCCCUGUGCCCUGGCGCCGCUGCAGCAGCCCCUCACGGCUAGGAGCCCCCCCUCCCCCCCGGGGCCUCCUUUUCAUCUUGGCACAGAAAUCGUUUGGGGGAUGGUGGGUGGGGGGUCUUGGGGGAGGGAGCAGCUGCUAUCUUCCGAGAGGGAAAGAUUCGGGAAAGCAUUUCAUAUGUAACCAUUUGAAUGUUUGCUGUUUUUGGAAUUC